AUGGUUCUUAGGAUGCAGUCAGGAAUUAAUAACUUCAAAACCCUUUCUAGCAAGAUAUUAAAAGAAAACUAUACAGAUCUAAGAAUAGGAACUAGAUUGAAUGAAGGACCUGGACUAACAUGUUCUUCCAAAUUCAUAGCAUAUGCAAAUGAUGGAGGAGGAGGAUCUGCGAGUAUUAUAUCAAUAGAUUCAAUAGGAAUAAGGAAACCUCCAACAAUGAUGGUUUCUGGCCAUUCAGCAGGAAUUACUGAUAUGAAAUUUUCUCCAUUUUAUAAUAACUUCCUAGCUACUAGCUCCGACGAUAGAAGUAUUAAAACAUGGAAGUUACCUAAUAGUGGAGAAUUCUUUGAUAUUUUAGAAAGUAAUAUGAAUGAUUCUCAAAACAUUAAGAGAGGAGAGUUCGUUGAGAAAAUAGCCUCUCCUAUAGCAAGUUUACAUGGACACGAAAAGAGAGUAACUUUGAUUGAGUUUAAUAGAAAUGCUAAUAAUAUUCUAUCUUCAACUUCUAGUGAUGGAGAAAUUGCAAUUUGGGAUCUUGAAAGAUCUCUGAAGAUCUUUUCUUAUCAAGAAAACAAGAACCUCUGUUAUGAUAUUAAAUGGAAUUAUUUUGGAAAUAUUUUAGCUACUACUAAUAAAGACAGAUUAAUAAGAAUUGUAGAUCCUAGAGAACAAACUACUGCAUUAAACUUUUUAGCACAUGAAGGUACCCGUAUUGGUAAAUGUACAUGGAUGGGUGGUUUUGGUACCAUACAAAAUAAGUUAAUAACAACAGGAUUUACUAAAGCAGGAUCUAGAUCAGUUAAACUUUGGGAUAUACGUAAUAUAGAAUCUCCAAUUAUUGAUAUUCAGUUGGAUAUUAUGUCAAGUACUUUAUAUCCAAACUUUGAUGAUAAUUUUAAGCUAUUAACUGUGUUUGGAAAAGGUGAUGGAAAUUUCAGAGUUUUUAGAUUCGAUAGUGAGGAAGAAUCUCUAAUUCAAAUGGAAGAAGUAAGGACAACUAAGCCACAGAGAGGGGCAUGCUUUUUACCAACAAGAUGUUUAGACAUAUCAAAAUCUGAAGUAAUUCGUCUAUUUAAAGCUGUUAAUACUGACUCUAUUGAUGUGGUUAGUAUUUGUUUACCUAGAAAACAUCAUACAUACUCUGAAGAUCUUUUCCCUGAUUGCUUUGCAGGUAUACCAUCCUGUACUUCUGAUGAAUGGAGAAAAGGAAUCUCAAAUCCACCAGUUCUAGUUUCAAUGAACCCAGAGUCUGAAAAGAAACCAUACAUUCCCAAAGAGGAAGAUUUUCUAUACAAGCAAUUAUCUAAAAAAAUGGCAUCUAGUACAAAAAAUGCUUCUUCUGCUAAUUUAAGCAGAGUUAGUACCUUAAAUAAGCAGUUCUCAAUUAGUUCCAGUAGAUCUCUUGAUCAUUUAAAUGAGCCUACAGGUAUUCCUGAGGAAAUUGAAGAUCAACUAAAUGAAACAAACCUUUCAAGUAGGAAAUCUUCAUUAUCUAGAAAAAAUUCAAAAUCUUCAGGUUUUUUCUCAAAAUUAAGUUCAAUGAUGUCAUUUGGUAGAAAGAAUUCCAAUAAUGUAAAAAUUGUCUCAAAAAAGAGUUUAGAACUUCCUAAAGAGGAGCUUUUAAUCGAAAAUCAUAUAUUUGAUAACCACUCAGAGAAAGAUUCAAUUCAAGGAUCAACAAAAUCCAGUUAUUAUGGUCCAGUAUCAGAGUCUGGAUCAAACAAAAACUCUCCAAAUAUGUUUGGAUCAUUGUUACACACCUCCUGCCAAACCGUCCCAAAUCCUAAAGAUUGUAACUUGUUUGAAAAGAAGGAACUUGAAUAUAGUGAUAUACUGGACUAUAGAGCAGAAUACUCUGGUAGUACAUCAGUUGUAGACCUCCCAGCAUGCUAUUUCAGUCUUGGAAGGCCAGAAGUGCCAUGUAAUUUACCAUCUCUAAAUAGUCCAAAUCAUAAUGAAACUUUCAAUUCUCUAUGUAAUAAGGGAUUUGUUAAAAGAAUGGUUGAAUCUAUUAACUCUGGUAACUGUAAUCUUCCUACUACUCAAAUUGAGAGUUUUGGAUUUAAUAAAGACAAACUUUGUAAACAAGGUCUUUCUCAAAGAAGCUUAAGUAAUGCAUCUUUAGAUACUCUUUCAAUUAUUUCAAAAAAUUCAUCCCUAACUGAUUUUGAAUCAAUUUCAUCAAAUAUAAUUAAUAGUAUAAAAAGAGAUCUAGAGGAUGCCAAUAAAAGGAUUUCUCAGCUUGAUCAGGCCCUUAAAUCCAACUAUAUUUCUAAACAAAAAGAUGUUCUAAAAAAGCAAAGUAUUGAAAACAAAUCAGCAGAACUUGCUCAACUUAGAGAAGAAUUAUCCAGAUUGAGCUCAGAGUACUAUGAUCUAAACACUGCAUAUAGGCAACAAUCCGCCUUAUUUGGUCUCUACAAGGAGUUUUAUGGAGAGCUUGAAGACAUUUUAGCUGAAUCAUUUAAAGGUAUGCAAGAAGUUGUAGCUGACAAGCUCUAA
This is a messenger RNA of Cryptosporidium ubiquitum, 2502 nucleotides long. Its product is annotated as coronin like WD40 repeat-containing protein. The record is from RefSeq and is a predicted model, not a curated record. The coding region runs from base 1 to 2502 and encodes 833 amino acids. Lineage: Eukaryota; Apicomplexa; Conoidasida; Eucoccidiorida; Cryptosporidiidae. The transcript has a single exon. Gene Ontology annotation, molecular function: actin filament binding. Gene Ontology annotation, biological process: actin filament organization.